UUGGACCUCCCAUGAUGCACCGCGGGCUGCUGUCACAACAACAUUUCGCCAUUUCAGGUUCGAGGAGGCCGAAAGAAAAUCAACUCCUGCGAGAGAAGAAACCGGGUCAGCUUCACUUACAACACACAGAACAUCUGGUUACUUGUUCCUCUGUCGAACCGAGCCGGUUCUAGCUCUCCGAUGCGUGUUCUCGGGCUGCUGCGGAUGAGUUUGUCCAGCGUGAGCCCGGGCUGAAGCGUCGCCGCGGCGGACGGAUUUUACUGCUAACGGCGGCUAGCGGAGCUGCUGCUAACUGAGUGUAAACAAACAAGGAUGAAGCGGAUCAAAGGAGGAGAGGAGGGCGGCGACAGCUCCUCCAGUAACAGCCCACCGGAGGCUCGCAAGAAGGUGCGUAAGCCGACGAGCGAGGAGUCUGCAGAGGCGGCGGCGGCGGCCAGCGGGUCACCAGAGAGCGACUGGACUCGACUACCUCAGGAACUCCUGCUGCACAUCUUCCAGUACCUCCCGUUGCUGGAUCGGGCUUACGCCUCUCAGGUGUGCCGCGGGUGGAACCAGGCUUUCCACAUGCCGGAGCUGUGGAGAUGCUUCGAGUUUGAGCUCAACCAGCCGGCCAGCUCUUACUUGAAAGCUACACACCCGGACCUCAUCAAACAGAUCAUCAAGAGGCACUCCAACCACCUCCAGUAUGUCAGCUUCAAGGUGGACAGCAGUACAGAGUCUGCAGAGGCAGCCUGUGAUAUCCUCUCACAGCUGGUGAACUGCUCACUGAAGACCUUGGGGCUCAUCUCCACAGCCAGGCCCAGCUUCAUGGAGGUUCCUAAGUCUCACUUCAUCUCAGCUCUGACCGUCGUGUUUGUCAACUCCAAGUCGCUGUCCUCGCUGAAGAUUGACGACACGCCCGUGGACGAUCCGUCCCUGAAGGUGCUGGUGGCCAACAACAGCGACACCCUGAAGCUGCUGAAGAUGAGCAGCUGCCCUCACGUCUCCCCAGCAGGCAUCCUGUGUGUGGCAGACCAGUGUCACGGGCUGAGAGAGCUUGCGUUGAACUACCACCUCCUGAGCGAUGAACUCCUGCUGGCUCUCUCCUCGGAGAAACACGUCCACCUGGAGCACUUGCGGAUCGACGUGGUGAGCGAGAACCCCAGCCAGCACUUCCACACCAUCAAGAAGAGCAGCUGGGACGCCAUGGUGCGGCACUCGCCCAAAUUCAACCUGGUCAUGUACUUCUUCCUCUACGAGGACGAGUUCGGCCCGUUCUUCAACGAGGAGAUCCCCGUCACGCACCUCUACUUCGGCCGCUCCGUCAGCAAGGAGGUCCUGGGCCGCGUCGGCCUCCACUGCCCUCGUCUGGUGGAGCUGGUGGUGUGCGCCAACGGCCUGCGUCCUCUGGAUGAGGAGCUGAUCCGCAUCGCCAAGCACUGCACCCAGCUGUCGGCCAUCGGCCUGGGCGAGUGCGAGGUCUCCUGCAGCGCGUUCGUGGAGUUUGUCAAGAUGUGCGGCAGGAGGCUCUCCCAGCUGUCCAUCAUGGAGGAGGUGCUGAUUCCGGAUCACAAAUACUCCCUGGACGAGAUCCACUGGGAGGUCUCCAAGCAUCUGGGCCGAGUCUGGUUCCCAGACAUGAUGCCGACGUGGUAGAGCGAAGCCACAGAGGCGCACAGAGUUCAGGUUUGUGGCGUAGAACAUCGAUGGCCUCGCGCGUUUGCAGUGAAACGGGACGUGUGGCACCUGACUGCUGUGAAAAAAUGUCGUCACGUCACGCCAACGCCACAUAAAUCUCUGCCUGUUAUCUUCAAAGUGGACCGUGGAAUCCUGCUUCGCCUGCCAGGCCGGCUUCUGCACAUACUGAACGACAACAACACAGACGGAAAGCAAUGUUUUUAUAACCCCAACAUGAAGUCAUAGCCUCGUUAUGAUCACCUACAUUACGAGAGUGUGUGUGUGUUUUGAUGUUUCUAACAUUGUGAAGUGAAUCGCGGUGGUCCGGCUGCACAUUUUGCAGUUCUGUAAAAUCCAGUCUGACAGAAGCUCUGCACAAAUGCAACAUUGGAGGUUUGCGAACCGCUGCGCUGUUCUUUGUACAUAGCGAGGUGGCAGAAGGCGUUCAGUCAGGACUCGUUUUAAAAUGAAUUUAAGAGCCGCGGAGCUCGAUCACGCUUCAAAACAAACAAGAAGACGGAACACGAACGUGUAAAUAGGUCUCUGUCUUUGUCACGUGAAGGUGUACAGUGUUGAUUGAUGUCAUAGACUUUUAUUUUCCUGCCUCGCGCAUUAAUCGGCUUCACGUUAAUCUCUCGGUUUUUGUAUAAAUCAAGUUUCUGUACAGUCACAUAGAUUUCGUAAAGCACUUUAGAUGAAUACCAAAUCCUAGUCGGGACAGACCGAAGACAAUCUUUGUAGUGCUCCAGUAUUUCCAGAUUCUAACGCUAUAUAUUUCCACCGCGCUGCGGCUCUGUUGAAUCAGACGCCGAGCGCGGUGCGAUGCAGUAACAAAAGCGAUAAUUACUGAAAUUAUUUUGUGUAAAUAUAAAUGUCGGCGAGUCUCGACCUCCGCGCUCAUAUCGCUUUGUAAAGAUUCUAUCGACAGCGCGGUUAUUAGCUUAUGAAGCACGCUGGGAAUGCAGAACUCCCCCUUAGUGUCUCUCAGGUGCAUUAAAUCAUGUUUCCUAAAUAGGUUUCAUUUGUAUCUUCUGCUAUUUGCCUGUUCAAGCUCCUAAUAUCGUUGUGAAUAUCCGCCCUCCUCCUCCUCCUCCUCAGGUCGCCGUCACGGCGCCGUGCCGGAGGAGAGGAAGCAUUCGUCCUUCGUCGUCACAAACGCAUCUUGUCUUUUUGCAGUUUUCAGAGAUUUGGCAAGUCAGAUGAGUGGAACAAACUUUUUUUCCUUUAAGAAGGAAGUCAAAUGCAUCUGUAUAUAAAACGCUGUGUGUUUGAUUAUGAAUAGAAAUGUACUUAUUUCUUUAUUUCGCCCUCUGUCGGGGUUUGAAGUUUCCUUAAUUAACGGCUCUUUUAUAAAAACCAGAGUGCGAGUUACCCUUUAUUAUUAUUAUUAAUAUUAUUAUUAUUAUUAUUAUUAGAUGGGUCUUUUUCAUACUGUAGACACCAGAGAAGAUGAAGCUGUGUAAUUUAUUGAUUAUGGAUACUGCUUUUGUAAUGAAUUUGUGUUUUUCAGUUCUACAAAGAAGGAGCGAUAAGAGUAGACCAGCAGCAA
This is a messenger RNA of Larimichthys crocea (large yellow croaker), 3205 nucleotides long. It is a transcript of the gene fbxl3a, whose product is annotated as F-box and leucine-rich repeat protein 3a. Gene Ontology annotation, molecular function: protein binding. NCBI's taxonomy places the organism in Eukaryota, Metazoa, Chordata, Actinopteri, Sciaenidae. Gene Ontology annotation, cellular component: mitochondrion. The record is from RefSeq and is a predicted model, not a curated record. The coding region runs from base 313 to 1635 and encodes 440 amino acids. The transcript is spliced from 5 exons.